Messenger RNA from Colius striatus (speckled mousebird), 2673 nucleotides. It is a transcript of the gene SOX4, whose product is annotated as SRY-box transcription factor 4. Gene Ontology annotation, molecular function: RNA polymerase II cis-regulatory region sequence-specific DNA binding; DNA-binding transcription activator activity, RNA polymerase II-specific. The record is from RefSeq and is a predicted model, not a curated record. The transcript has a single exon. Gene Ontology annotation, biological process: anatomical structure morphogenesis; cell differentiation; positive regulation of transcription by RNA polymerase II. NCBI's taxonomy places the organism in Eukaryota, Metazoa, Chordata, Aves, Coliiformes, Coliidae. The coding region runs from base 889 to 2196 and encodes 435 amino acids.
CGGCGGCUCCGCGGGGCUCCGCGCGCGCGCGCGGGGGGCGACACCGGCCGACCCAGGAGGAGGAGGACGGGGCUGGUCGCCCGGUUCGCCGCUUUUCCUUGCCGGGGACGUACACUCUCGUUCAUGCACGAGCGCGCUUUUCGUGGUGGUUUUUUUUUUUCUUCUUCCUCUUCUCCCGGAGAUUUUUCUGAUCGUUACUAUUUUAAUUUUUUUGCCUUAUUUUUUUUUUUUCCUGAGGGGUUUUCGCUCGCUACCUCACGGCUGCUCAAUCCUACCUGCACAAACUCCUGACCGCCGAUCCCUGCCGCCGCCACCACGCGUCCCGGAGCCGGGGUUCUCGGGGCUCCGGGGGGCGCGCCACCCGCCCCCUCCCCCGCGGCCGCGCACGCCGGCCGUGCCCAGCGCUCAGAGACUCUCCUGAAACGCCGCGGGCUAGGCGAAAAAGCACUUGUGAACUGGACCAGCUGCUUCGGGGAGGGGGGACACCCGAGGUGGUGAGGACAAAAAGCAGACCGACACCCCCCCCCCCCCCCUCCAAAAAGCAACCAAACAAAAAAAAAGACAAAAAAAUAAGGGCCCCAAACACCCCAAGGAAACAAACAAACAAACAAAAAAAUCCCAACAACAAAGCAAACUUGGACGGGCGGCUGGCGGCAGUGCUUUUGCAGAAACUCUUGUGUGACCGCGGGCGGCCCCGCCGCCGCUUCGAGGGGCAGAGGACCGCGGCGCCGGAGAGGAGGCGCCGGUGUGGAAGUACAAGUGGUGCGGGGAGCAGGGGCGCGGGCGCGGGGGGCUGCGCGGCCCCGGUGCCGCUGUGAGAAGUUGCGCGCCCUGCCCCGCGCCGGAGCGGCGCUGAGCCCCGGCGCCGAGCCCCCCGCCGCCGCCGCGAUGGUGCAGCAGACCAACACGGCGGAGAACACGGAGGCGCUGCUGGCCGGCGAGACCUCCGACUCCGGGGCCGGCAUCGAGCUGGGCAUCGCGUCGUCCCCCACGCCGGGCUCCACCGCCUCCACGGGGGGCAAGGCGGACGACCCGAGCUGGUGCAAGACGCCCAGCGGGCACAUCAAGCGGCCCAUGAACGCCUUCAUGGUGUGGUCGCAGAUCGAGCGACGGAAGAUCAUGGAGCAGUCCCCCGACAUGCACAACGCCGAGAUCUCCAAGCGCCUGGGCAAGCGCUGGAAGCUGCUCAAGGACAGCGACAAGAUCCCCUUCAUCCGGGAGGCGGAGCGGCUGCGCCUCAAGCACAUGGCGGACUACCCCGACUACAAGUACCGGCCCAGGAAAAAGGUGAAGUCGGGCAACAGCUCCGCCAAGCCCGGCGACAAGGCGGACAAGGGCGGCGGGGGCGGCGCCGGCGGGGGCAACGCGGGCGGCGGCCCCGGUGGCCCGGCGGCCGCGGCCAAGCCCGCCCCGAAGAAGGGCGGCGGCGGCGGCGGCUCCAAGCCCUCCCCCGCGGGCGGCGGGGGCGCGGGCGGCAAGCCGCACGGCAAGGCGGCGGCGGCGGGGGGCAAGGCGGCCCCCUUCCCCGGGGAGCCGCCGGCCGCCCUGCUGCCGCCCGAGCACCAGGCGCUCUACAAGCCCCGGGGGGCGGCGGGCGCGCCCGGGGGCGCCGGCAAACCGCUGGCCGAGAAGAAGCUGAAGCGGGUUUACAUCUUCGGGAGCGGGCAGGCGGCCGCAGCCUCCUCCGCCUCCCCCGGUGGGGCCGUGCCCGGCAGCCCCACGCUGAGCAGCUCGGCGGAGGCCGGCGACCCCCUGAGCCUGUACGAGGAGGGAGGAGGCGGGGCGGGCCGGCCCGACGGGGACUGCGGCGGUACCGGCUGCCCCUCGCCCGCCGGCUCCGGCUCGCCCUCGGAUCACCGCAGUUACACCAGCCUGCGCGCCUCCUCCCCGGCCCCCUCCACGGCGCAUUCCUCCUCCGCGUCCUCUCACUCCUCCUCCUCUUCCUCCUCCGGCUCCUCUUCGUCGGACGACGAGUUUGAGGACGACCUCUUGGACCUGAACCCCAGCCCCGGUUUUGAGAGCAUGUCCCUGGGCAGCUUCAGCUCCUCGGUGCUCGACCGGGACCUGGAUUUUAACUUCGAGCCCGGCUCGGGCUCGCACUUUGAAUUCCCGGACUACUGCACGCCAGAGGUAAGUGAGAUGAUCUCGGGGGACUGGCUGGAGUCCAGCAUUUCCAACCUGGUUUUCACUUACUGAGGCGAGAGCCGGGCUCUGCAGGAGGAGGCACAGCCGCGCGUGGGCGGCAGGACUCGCCCCCCACACCCCCCCUUUCCCCACGCCGGGGUGCUUUGGUUUCUCUCUUUUUUUUCCCCCCUUUUAUUGGUGGUGUUUUAUUUCUUUAUCAUUUUUUUCCUGGGAAAAAGGGGCUGGUGAGACUGCUUCUUGUACCGGGGGCGAGCGGCGGCGGGAGAGGGAUCGCCCUCUCCUUGCCAAAAGGCCAGCAGCAGUCCCCUUCCUCCGCCUGGAGACGGACCCGCACACGCCCCCUCUCCGAGAGACGAGUCUGGCGUUGCUUUUGCAGAGACUGCCUUUUUUCCUUUUGUUCUUAUUUUUUUUUUCCUCGUAUUUCCUGAAAAAGAGAGACGGAAGGGAGAGGGGGGAGAAAAACAAAACCACACACACCUCUGGGUUCUUUGUUAUUGCCCACUUGAUACGAAUAAAGAGGAGGGGGAG